Linum trigynum is the source of this 1139-nucleotide messenger RNA. Lineage: Eukaryota; Viridiplantae; Streptophyta; Magnoliopsida; Malpighiales; Linaceae. The record is from the annotation of a GenBank genome assembly.
ACCUAAUUUAUGUAACUUGGUCCAAAUUGGGACACCAACCUAUUGUAACCAAAGCCCUACCGUAAGCAUACAUUGUAAUACACACAAUCAAAACGUGCUAAACAAACUCGAAUUUAAUUAAUUAUCCAGAUCGACCCAAAUCAACGGACACAAAGAGCCGUACGUCUCCAAGACCAAGAGCAAAAGCGGUAGAGAUCAUUCUCUCUUCAUAUACAUACAUAACAAAAAGCAUCACAAAAGGAUCACACCACCAUUUCUCGUCACUAAAAACCUCGAGAACAAAAAGAGAUCACUCUAUGACUUGUCUCGUCGCCAUAACGAUCAUCCACAGAGCGAUCUUCGCGGCGGUCGUCCUGCAGGCGACCAUACUGAAACUUCAUCACCAUUUCACUGCGGCGAGAUACCACGAGGCGACCAUCCACGUCACCAACAGGAUGAGCGGCAACAUGGCGCUGAUAGUGCACUGCCGGUCCAAAGACGACGACCUCGGGGCUCGCGCCGUGGAAGCCGGCGCCAGCUUCGGCUUCAGUUUCGGGCAGAACGUCGUCGGAGAUGGGACGGUGUUCUGGUGCAAGGCCGCGUUCCGGGACCGGCGGCUGUCCUUCACGGCGUUCGACGAGGACGAUCACAUCACGUACGUCAAGGAGUUCGAGGUGUCGGACGGCGGAGUGGAUGGUGACGACACUUACAGUGGGAAUCGACUUCAUAUUUGUGGUUGGAACUGAUGCGAUGUAAAAUCGACUUCAUAUUAGUUACGUUUGUUAGUGUUGUGGUAUAUGAUCUAUGAUUGAAUAUUUUCCAACAACUCGAGUUAUUGGGACUAACUGGUUCAUGACAUAGUAUCAGAGCCUUCUGUGACUGAGAGGUCUUGUGUUCGAUUCCCGAUGACCCCCAUUUGUUAAGCACAUGGUAUUCUUGUCUUCAGACCUAUGCAAAAUUCAAACUCUUGUGAGUGGUUUUCGUUUAAGGGGGCGUAUUAGUGUUGUGGUAUAUGAUCUACGAUUAAAGUCUCUCUCAAAUCGGCGAUGGAGGGACAAAACGGAAGGGGAAAGCAUAAUAGAAUGGGAGAGGUGGCUGUAGAAACUAGAAACCCUUCCUUCCAAUUCCUUUGCUUGGACCAAUAAGAGGGGAAAAGGCUU